Messenger RNA from Panthera uncia (snow leopard), 1707 nucleotides. It is a transcript of the gene TULP2, whose product is annotated as TUB like protein 2. The record is from RefSeq and is a predicted model, not a curated record. NCBI's taxonomy places the organism in Eukaryota, Metazoa, Chordata, Mammalia, Carnivora, Felidae. Gene Ontology annotation, biological process: protein localization to cilium. Gene Ontology annotation, cellular component: cilium. The coding region runs from base 269 to 1681 and encodes 470 amino acids. The transcript is spliced from 12 exons.
GAGGCCAGGGUUCAUUGCUUUGUUGGAAGUGGAAUGUGGUGGGCCAGGAGGGAGGGGAUUAGGGCAGGUCCCAGUGGGAAUCUCCCUCCCUCCCUCUGAGCCCUCUUUCUUUGCCUGCUUACUUCCCAGAGACCCAGAGAGUAGGUCCCCAGCUAAAAAGAGGGUCAGGUAUGUUUAGAAAUUGGCCGGAGAGGCAAGGUACCGAGGCGUGAAUGUGAAAAGCUUCUCUGCCGGCAGGAGGAGAGGAAUUUCCAGGAUUCCAGGCAGGAUGUCUCAGGAGAAUGACACAUGGACGAAAGAGUUGCUGGGGGAUGAGCUGGCCGCCAUGAGGCUGCAGAAGCUGGAACAGCAGCGGCGGCUUUUUGAGAAGCAGCGGCGGAAGCGCCAAGAGCCCCUCAUGGUUCAGGCCAAUCCCGACGCUUCCCUGCGACCCCGGCGACCAUGGAGGCGGGAGGAGCGCCUCGCAGGGGACCGCGGCCUUGGGAACCCUUUCCUCCAGGAGAACAUGCCAGAGGCACAUCUGUGCUCUGGCCUCCACAGUGCCCUGGGCUUCACGAUCUGCGGUGGAGAUGGCAGUGGCGAGUGUGACCCACUGGUUUCGCCGACAAAAGCAGGUGACCUUGUCCCAAGUUCCUGGGACCCGGGUGUCCUGAGCCAGCCUUCUUCUGGCUUCUUCCACUCCUUAGGGGCCAGUGCACAGGAAGAGAGCAAAUUCCAGGAUGUUGGAGACGAAUAUGAGGGCAAGCACCCGGAAGAGAAGAAAGAGGAGUCGGAGUCUACAGUGAACUCCCCAGGAGCGGCCGAAGAGGAGGUGUCGGAGGACCCGGAAGGCGAGAAAGACGCAGGCAGCAGUGAUGUAGGAAGCUCGUCCUGCUUGCCUCCCCGCGCCCCAGGCCCUCGACUGGGAGAAGACAUGGAAGCGUAUGUCCUGCGGCCAGCGCUGCGCGGCCGCAUAGUGCAGUGCCGCAUCAGCCGCGACAAGCGCGGCGUAGACAAGGGCAUGUUCCCUUUCUACCAUCUCUACCUGGAGGCGGCCGACGGGCGGAAGCACUUCCUCCUGGCUGGACGCAAGAGAAAAAGGAGCAAAACCUCCAAUUACCUCAUUUCCCUGGACCCCACAGACCUGUCUCGGGAUGGGGACAACUUUGUGGGCAAAGUCAGAUCUAAUGUCCUGGGCACCAAGUUCACCAUCUUUGACAAUGGAGUGAACCCUGAAAGGAAGAAUUUUGUCCCGGAGACCACUCGGAUCAGAGAGGAGCUGGGGGCUGUGUGCUAUGAGACCAACGUCUUGGGAUUCCGAGGGCCCCGGAAAAUGACUGUGAUCAUUCCAGGAAUCGAUGACCAGAACCAGAGACUCCGCGUCCAGCCACAAAACGAGCAGGAGUCACUACUGUGUCGCCUCCAACGGGGAGCUAGCCAGGGACUGGUCCUGCUACAAAACAAAGCCCCGUGGUGGAGCUACAGGAGCGGCGCCUACGUACUCAAUUUUCACGGUCGAGUCACCCAGGCCUCGGUCAAGAACUUCCAGAUCGUGCAUCCGGAUGACCCCGAUGCCCUCGUGCUCCAGUUCGGCCGCGUGGCCCCAGACACGUUCAUCAUGGACUUCUGCUUCCCGCUUUGCCCCCUCCAAGCCUUCGCCAUCUGCUUGUCCAGUUUUGAUGGAAAGCUGGCGUGUGAGUAAUCCAAUGAAAUACCAUACCCUCGUCA